Messenger RNA from Lampris incognitus (smalleye Pacific opah), 549 nucleotides. RefSeq names its product transmembrane protein 196. The record is from RefSeq and is a predicted model, not a curated record. Lineage: Eukaryota; Metazoa; Chordata; Actinopteri; Lampriformes; Lampridae. The transcript has 5 exons. The coding region runs from base 1 to 549 and encodes 182 amino acids.
AUGUGCUCCAGCCGGAAGAUCCUGUGGAGCCUGCUGCUGCUGUCGGUGGUGGAGGUGGGCCUGGGCGUGGCCAGCAUCGUGCUGGGCGCCGUGGGCAUCAGCUGGGUGCGGGGCGAACACGCUCCGCAACAGGGCGACGCUUCGCCGGUCUGGAGCGGACUCUGCUUUCUGCUCUGUGGGAUGUGUGGGGUGCUGUGUGCCAGAAAAAGGACUGGCCUCAUCAUGAUCCUCUUCUCUGCAUGCUGUAUCUGCGGUCUGAUCGGGGGGAUCCUCAACUUCCAGUUUGUGCGAGCGCUGAAUAGACGGCCGGACCCCCUGCACUCCGUGCACCUGGCCGCCAUGACACUUGCCUGCCUGGGGAUCUCCUCGUGUACCCUGUCGACCUGGCUGACCUGCCGGCUGGCGAGCUCCGAGCAGCAGCGGAUGUUCUUAGAGAGGGAGCACUCGCUGCACCAUUCCCACGAGAUGGCUGAGAAGGAGAUUUUGGACAACUCCAGCAACGGCAUCCCCCAGAUCUCCUACAACGGUCACACCACCGCAUCGCUCUAA